GAUGUUUAAAAAAAAAAAGAGUGAAGGAACAAAUGAAUUCAUGGUUUCUGCUAAUUUAGGAAUAGCUGUGAUUUUGUAAGUAUAAUUGCAGUAAGUUAAUCUGGAUGCAAUUUCAAACUUACAUACCUAAAACCACAUUUAAUUUUGAAAAACUAUUAGAAAGAUUAAAAUGGGAUGUCAAAUAAAAAUCAACUAGGACAGAUAAAUGCAAGGUAAACCAAGGAAGAAAAGAAGGAAAAAUGAAAACUGGAAUCUUGUGGAGGAGAGAAGUCUACUGAAACUUAUUAUAAAAAUAAUAUUUUGGGAUAGACUUAUUUAUAACAUGGGAAAUAUUUAGUGGUUUUUAAUUUUGAGUUGCAUGAAAUGGUAUGGUUUCCAUGUUUUUAUGGGCUUAUUUCACCUCCAGUUAUUAAUCACUGUAGUCCUCAUUUCUUCAACCUACUGUGAUUAUCCAGUUUUCCCUGAGGAGUUGUAGAAAAUGAAAGGAAAAACAGGCCUGCAGCAGUCUUGGAUCAUGUCCAGAAAAUGUUUUUAGUCCUUGGACUACAUGGAGGAUGGUGCCCCAAGCCUUGUAUACACAGAUUGGGAAAACAAUGAGGAUCUCAGCGUAUUCACUCUCAACAGGAAAGCCCUGUGUCCUUAACAAAAGGUGUACUACAGAGUACACUGAAACGCACUUGGAUAACAUAAACAUCUCGAUUCACAUUUGUAUCUUUACCCAUGAACAGGAAGCAAUGUGGAGUAAGACAGUUUGCUUGCUAAAUACCACAACUGAGGGCCCUGGGCCCUGAAAGCCAGGAAAACAGUUGUGUUAGCAAUCUCUGAGGAUAAAUGUACUAAUCAGCCAGUGCAAAACUAGGAGGACCAGUAGAGUCAUUUAGGGUGACAUUCCCUAGCAAUUCAGAUUCCAUAACCUGCUACUGUUUACUUAAGUCACAACCUCUGGAGAAAAGAGAAGAGCAGCUUUCCGGAAUCUGAAAGGGGAUGGUGAGAAUGAACAUGAUUUGAGUCCUUGGUCGCUUGUUGGAGAACGAUGAGGAUGACAGACACUUGCAUAAAGACACGGCUGAUGUUAUUUAAACCUACUUCAGAAUAGAAGAUUUCUUUCUACUUAACCAUAAGAUAGCUUACAAUUGAUUACAAGAAUUGAUUCCUCUGAGACUCAUCAGAUCAUUUCCUGUAAAAUCCGUAUCUCUCUAUUUGUGAAAAAGAACCAGACCUCUUGGAAACCACCUUCAUCAGACCUGGGAGUUUGAAGGAAGCAGGUGCUGAACCUUAGUUUUUUCCCAGAACAAGAAAAAUGGGCUGCGAUCGAAACUGUGGGCUCAUCGCUGGUGCUGUCAUUGGUGCAGCCCUGGCUGUGUUUGGAGGUAUUCUAAUGCCAGUUGGAGACAUGCUUAUUGAGAAGACAGUUAAAAAGGAAGCUGUCCUUGAAGAAGGUACAAUUGCUUUUAAAAGUUGGGUUAAAACAGGCACAGAAGUUUACAGACAGGUUUGGAUCUUUGAUGUACAGAAUCCAGAGGAGGUGGCAGUGAACAGCAGCAAAAUUAAAGUUAAGCAAAGAGGUCCUUACACGUACAGAGUUCGUUAUCUAGACAAGGAAAAUAUAACCCAUGACUCCGAGACCCACACAGUCUCUUUCCUACAGCCCAACGGUGCCAUCUUUGAACCCUCACUAUCAGUUGGAACCGAGAAUGACACUUUCACUGUUCUCAAUCUGGCUGUAGCAGCUGUGCCCCAUCUCUAUCCAAGCGCAUUUGUUCAAAUAAUAGUCAAUAUCUUUAUCAAAAAAUCAAACUCUUCUAUGUUUCAAAAGAGAACUUUGAAAGAACUAUUAUGGGGCUAUAAGGAUCCAUUCUUGAGCUUGAUUCCAUACCCGGUUCCUACUACAGUUGGUGUGUUUUACCCUUACAAUACUGCAGAUGGAGUUUAUAAAGUUUUCAGUGGAAAAGAUGACAUAAGCAAAGUUGCCAUAAUUGACACAUAUAAAGGCAAAAAGCACCUCUCCUAUUGGCCAAGUUAUUGUGACAUGAUUAAUGGUACAGAUGGAGCCUCAUUUCCACCUUUCAUUGAGAAGACCCGGGUAUUGCAAUUCUUUUCCUCUGACAUUUGCAGAUCAUUCUAUGCUGUGUUUGGAGCUGAAAUUAAUCUGAAAGGAAUCCCUGUGUAUAGAUUUAUCCUUCCAUCCUUGGCUUUUGCAUCUCCGCUUCAAAAUCCAGACAACCACUGUUUCUGCACAGAAAAAAUUAUCUCCAAAAAUUGUACCUUAUAUGGUGUGCUAGAUAUUGGCAAAUGCAAAGACGGAAAACCUGUGUACAUUUCACUUCCUCAUUUUCUACAUGCAAGUCCUGAAAUUGCAGAACCUGUUGAAGGCUUAAGUCCAAAUGAAGAGGAACAUAGCACGUACUUAGAUGUUGAACCUAUAACUGGAUUCACUUUACAAUUUGCAAAACGCCUGCAGAUCAAUGUACUGGUUAAGCCAGGAAAAAGCAUUGGAGCAUUAAAGGGUCUGAAGCAGAAUUAUAUGGUGCCUGUUCUUUGGCUUAAUGAGACUGGCACAAUCGGUGAUGAGAAGGCAGAAAUGUUCAGAAAUCAAGUGACUGGAAAAAUAGAACUCCUUGGCCUGGUAGAAAUGAUCUUAAUCAGUGUUGGUGCGGUGAUGUUUACUGCUUUUAUGAUUUCAUACUGUGCAUGCAGAUUGAAGAGUGUAAAAUAAUGUGAAUCAGUCAAACUGAAGAUGAAGAAAAAUGAAGUGGAAUUUUUGGACAAUAUUUUUUUGGAUAUGAAAUUGAGAGCUUGAGACUAGGAAGGCAACUCCAUUUUUUGUUCUGAUUAUUUCUGUCACUAUUCACUCAAAAGAGGACUGAAUAAUUCUGCCUACAAUCCAUUUGAAUAGGUAUUCAAAACGCUAACCUAAUAUAUUCACAUUAUAACACAUAAAGGAAAUAUUGCAUCACCUUUAAGACCUGUGAUUAGUCCAGUAACAAAUAAGUUAUGAUUAAACAAAGUAAUUCAUAUGAACACAUACAAUAGACAAAAAGGUCAUCCACUGAAAAGCCAAAUUACAACAAAAACUUCUUCUAGUGGGAAAAUAUGCUUUUCAAAAUGAAGUAUGAGUCAUAAAUUUUUUCUGUAUAGUUCUCUACUGAAAUUACAUGAACAAUUUCAUCAGUGCUUAAUAAGCCCUGAAUGCCAAUUAUCUUGGGUCUGUACAUGGCUCUAUUAAGGUGAAAGAUUGAAAACUUUCUAGAGUGCCUUUGUCAACAAAUAUAUUGGUUUGGCUUAACAUCUGACUGUUACAGGGAAAAGCUACUGCUCUU
Molecule: messenger RNA, 3320 nt
Organism: Orcinus orca (killer whale)
Lineage: Eukaryota; Metazoa; Chordata; Mammalia; Artiodactyla; Delphinidae
Gene: CD36
Product: CD36 molecule
Exons: 16
Coding region: 1301-2716 (471 amino acids)
Biological process (GO): amyloid-beta clearance by cellular catabolic process; low-density lipoprotein particle clearance; lipid storage
Cellular component (GO): caveola; cytoplasm; cell surface
Molecular function (GO): scavenger receptor activity; low-density lipoprotein particle binding; low-density lipoprotein particle receptor activity
Source: RefSeq, a predicted model, not a curated record